This is a messenger RNA of Dendroctonus ponderosae (mountain pine beetle), 1558 nucleotides long. Its product is annotated as 5-methylcytosine rRNA methyltransferase NSUN4. Gene Ontology annotation, cellular component: mitochondrial large ribosomal subunit. The coding region runs from base 75 to 1526 and encodes 483 amino acids. Lineage: Eukaryota; Metazoa; Arthropoda; Insecta; Coleoptera; Curculionidae. The record is from RefSeq and is a predicted model, not a curated record. Gene Ontology annotation, molecular function: methyltransferase activity. Gene Ontology annotation, biological process: rRNA methylation. The transcript has 4 exons.
UCAAAAUGAAGCCAAAUUUGAGGUUAUAUGCCUUCAAAACUAACCAAAACAUUGCGUAAAUUAACUAUAAAAACAUGUUUUCAUUUAGCGUAUCCACAAGAAUUAAUCAAGUUUCGAAGGUGUUUGUUAGGUAUAAAAACCCUCCAGAUCACUGGUCUGUGGUUAGAAAGAAAUCCCAUCCUAUCGAUAAAGCUCUAGCACAUUUCGACGAUUUCUAUAAGCAAGUGUUUAGAAAAAAGUGGUCUUCCAUACGGGAAGGAUUAUUGAGACGACAUAAAUAUGUGGCGGUGAUUAACAACUAUGGGGACAAUGAGGAAACGAUGGCCGAACUUGAACUGGGCGGUGCCCUAAACGUUAGAACCAUAUUCAAUUUGGAAAAAGGGUAUAUUACAGAGGAGGUAGCAAAAAAUCAGAGAAAUGCUGCAUUGGAGAAAAUAUGGCAAAUGGAUCGAGAAAUGGAAGCCAAGAAUAGAAAACAAGAACAAGAAGCUGCACAACCUCAAGAGCAGCCCGUGGUAGACCCCUACAAAUAUUCUUUAGAAAGUAGUUUAGAACAUGCCGAAAUAGACUCAAACCGAAUGGUUGACUCAAACAACGCUCUUACAAAGGAAAUAUUGAGUGAAUUUAUUCCAGCCACCAAAUUAAAAGGCAAUGAUGGCUUUAUUCUUGAAUCGGAUCACUACAAAAUGUUUGAUCCUUUCACAUCAUUUAAAACAGAAAAAGAAUAUGAUUUGAACUUUCCGGAGAACUUAAAUAUCUACUGCUACGAACAAGAUAAUUUCAGCACCUUUGAGCCCCCUAAAAGAGGCUCGACAGAAGUACUGAACUAUUAUUUAAUGGAUGGCGGCUCAAUUUUACCAGUAUUAGCUCUAGACUUGAAGCCAGGUUGUUCUAUGUUGGACAUGUGCGCUGCCCCGGGUGGCAAAACUUACUUGGCUAUACAAACUCUAUAUCCUAAUUGUAUUGUGGCUAAUGAUGUAACCAAUUCAAGACUGAAUCGAAUAGAAAGUGUAUUACAUCAGUUUCUCUACGAUGUAGAAGAGAGAUGGUUAAAACCAGGAAGAAUCAAACUGUGUAAUAAUGAUGGACGGUGUAUUUCUGUAGAUAACUUUGAUAGAGUUCUGGUUGACGUUCCUUGUACCACUGACCGCCACUCGUUGAAGGAAAACAGCAAUAACAUAUUCACUUCAUCCAGAGUUAAAGAAAGACUUCAACUACCCGAAUUGCAAUCUGAAUUGCUUUAUAGUGCACUAACAUUAGUUAAGAAAGGAGGCAUAGUUGUAUAUUCUACCUGCUCUUUAAGUCCUAUACAGAACGAUGGUGUGGUUGGAAUGGCUUUGAAGAAAAUUUGGGAAAAUAGUAAAAUUGAAAUAAUAGUCAAAGACUUAUCGCCAGCACUACUGCAAACAAGAAGCGUCUUUUACCUGGCUGAUCAGAGAUUGCUCAAAUAUGGACAUUUAGUUCUACCGCAAAAAGGACAAAACUAUGGUCCAACAUAUUUUUGUAAACUUCAACGAAUUAAAUAACAAUAGAUGAAAAUAAAUACUUGUGUGACUCA